Messenger RNA from Chlamydomonas reinhardtii, 4342 nucleotides. RefSeq lists its product as uncharacterized. NCBI's taxonomy places the organism in Eukaryota, Viridiplantae, Chlorophyta, Chlorophyceae, Chlamydomonadales, Chlamydomonadaceae. Gene Ontology annotation, biological process: protein phosphorylation. Bases 226 to 3090 code for a protein of 954 amino acids. The record is from RefSeq and is a predicted model, not a curated record. Gene Ontology annotation, molecular function: ATP binding; protein kinase activity. The transcript is spliced from 12 exons.
GCGCUUGUCCCUGUGAAUGAUUUACUUGACGACUGUAGCCCCUAGAGGCUUAGCGUUCAACUAAUAGUUGUGUGGCAAUUUUCACAGAAUACUUCAACUUGGAGCACUCUUUUUUAUUGUACCAAUCACUCCUCCGCUUAAAUUGUCUGGAUAGUGACACACUCGCUUGCAAGUUGAAGGGAGAGCACCGACCGGGGUCAGAUGACCUGAACCAAAGCCAAAUAAAUGGGCUGUCUGUGCUUCGGGACCCCCAACAGUCCACCAGAGACAGCUAGCCAGAACCAGCAGGCGAAGCAGGCGUCGCCUGCACCAGCAGCAGGAGCGGCAGCAGCCCGAGCAGCGCCCUACCAGGUUCCCUCGCCCGCUCCUCCUGCGCCUAAGCCGCAGCCGGAGCAGGUGAAGCAGGAGGUGGUUGCGGCACCUAGCCCGGCGCUGCUCGCGGAGUCUGCGGAGUCCUCGUUUCACGCAGCGGCACUUCCGCCUUGGCAGAAGGACAACAUCAUCAACUCUAGAAGUAGCGGGAUUCCAUCGACAGGAGCACAGGCUGAGAAACUGGAGGGAACGCCCAGCAAGAGCAUGGCGGGGACCAACUUGGCGGAAAUUCUCCGUCUCAACCUCGGCGAGGUUAAGCUGGUGCUUCAGAAGCUUGCAUCACUCAACCCCACUCCCACCAUCGCCCUGAAUGAGGCGUCGGAGCUGCUGCAGAAGCACCUCAGCGUUGGGCUAUGCAGCAUUACCGGCCUCACGGAUCACUGCACGUCGUUCGUGCUGCUGGCUGCCUAUGGCGUUGGCGCGCAUGAGCUCGAACGCACACCGGUAAUGCGCGGCCCGCAGUGGUCGGCCGCGCACCUGCUGCAGCAGCCGGUGUACCUGUACUUAACGGCGAAGAACGAUGCAGAAGCGGCACAGCUGCCGCUGGACUUCCAGGCCCUGUACAAGUACGGGCUGCGGUCGUUCUUGUCCAUCCCCAUCUCGACGGACCACGAGGUGCUGUCGGUACUCACGAUCGCAAAGGAGGAUGCGGACGGCUUCGAGGUCGAGUGGUGGGAGCCGAUGCUGGGCUGCCUGUCCACCGGUCUGCUCUACUACCUGCGCAGCGAGCAGACCCAGAACCUGUGCCAGCUGAUGCGCAACCUGGACUCCUCGCCCGAUUACACCAACGUAAUACACCAGCUGCUGCGCGGCGCGCACAGCCUGCUGCUGCGCGCCACCAACAUCCGCACCGGCUGCCGCCUGGCGCUGCUACCCACGUCGGACAUGUCGCGCGCGCUCAUCUUCGAGCCGGACCGCGCCAUGUCGGCGGCGGAGGGGUACGGCACCGCGGGCAUGCCCAUGGACGCACGUGACUCGGCGCCGCAGAUCCACGUGACUGAGAUCCAGCUGGAGAACACGCUGCUGCUGGACGCGGUGCAGAAGGGCAAGGCGCGGUUCGUGUCGGACUGCGCCUCCUACAUCCAGUCCUGCAUGAAGCCCGCCACCGACAUCUUCAUCAGCGGCCAGGAGAUGGUGGCAUCCAUUGUGGUGCUGCCGCUCAUCUUCGACGGCGUGACGUUCGGCGGAUUCUAUGUGACCCUGGAGAUGACGUCCAACUUCCAGAACAUCAAGGACCUGCUCAUGGGCCUGGUCAACAGCGUGGUGCUGCUGCUGGCCAAGCGCCUGCAGCCUCAGCGCGACCAGAUCUGGGACAGCAUCUUGUCGCGCGGUGGCCCCAGCAACCUGGAGGAGCGCGAGCGCAACGACGCAUUCCCGCCGGGCGCCUCCACAGCGGGCGGACAGGGCGACUCCAUGUACCUGAACUCGGAGGGCAUGGCCAAGCCGGUGGUGGUAAAGCGCAGCUGCACGGAGGCUAUGCUCAAGGUGCUGCAGCACGAGCUGCGCAAGACGCACGCCAAGACGGCGCAGCAGCACGAGUGGAUUGAGGAGCUGACGCUCAGCGAGAUCGUGGGCAAGGGCGGGUUUGGCGUGGUGUACAAGGGCACGUUCAAGGGCUCGGUGGCGGCGGUCAAGGUCAUGUACGCGCGGCAGCACGAGCGGCAGGCCAUGAAGGACGCCCUGGAGAUGGCGGUGCUCACUACGGUGAGCCACCCCCACAUCAUCCAGGUGUUCAACUGCUUCACGGACAUGGUGGAGGACGCCAGUGGCACCAACACGCCCAGCCCAGUGGAGGGACGCAUCAACGUCAGGUUCCGGCGGCUUCAGCCUGAUGAGGACCGCAGCCUGGCCACCUGCAACAUCCUGGUCAUGGAGUACUGCGACAAGGCCUCGCUGCGUCACGCCAUGAAGAAGGGCGUGUUCCACAAGCGGCUGGGCAACACGUCCGUGGCGGUGGACCUGUGCGCCAUCGUGCAGGUGCUGAUUGAGGUGGCGCAGGCCAUCCAGCACCUGCACUCGCUCAAGCUGAUACACUGCGACAUCAAGCCGGAGAACGUGCUGCUCAAGUCGGACGGCUCCAAGCCCAUUGGCUUCGUGACGAAGCUGUCGGACUUUGGGCUGGCCAAGCUGCUGCGCGAGAACUACUACAUCGUGAACCGCUCCGGCUCCGGCACGGUGACACACCUGGCGCCCGAGCUGUUCCAGGUCGGCUCCAAGCUGACGACCAGCGUGGACACGUUCAGCUUCGGCAUCAUGAUGUGGGAGCUAUACACCGGGCAGCGCGCGUACGGCGGCCUGGGCCGAGACGCCAUCAUCGACAGGGUGUACAAGAAGAAGGCCCGGCCCAUCUUCCCGCUCGGCGUGCCGCAGCAGUACGCCUCGUUGGCCAAGGCGUGCUGGGACAACGACCCCGCGUCCCGGCCGCCCUUCACGCAGGUGCUGCUGCGGCUUUCAGAGAUGCUCUCGAGCUUCACAAGCGCCAGCGCGCAAGCACAGCAGGCGCCGGCGGCCGCAGCAGCGGCGGCAGCUGCCGCUGCUGCUGCCAGCAUGCCGCCGCAGAGCCCGCCCGUAGCCGCGCCGCCGGCGUUGGCGGCUCCGCCGCAGGUGCAGACGCCGCCGGCACCGCAGCCGCCGCCACCAGCUUCGCAGGUGGCGUCCCCGGCGGCGGCGACGACGCCGGGUGUGCCCCUUGCUAACACUGCUGGCCGGGUGGCGUAAAUAGACCACGUUUGGUGAAGAGGUUGGGGCCCGCAGCAGAACACCGUCAGCCUGCAUCCACUAGCGGCGCCAACACAUUGAUGUGGCGUCGCGAGGACGGCAUGUGCCGCACAAAGGUGCACAUAUGCAGCACACACGGCGGUCUGUCAGUUAGCCAGUAGCAUGCUGGCGAACACGCUAUGGGGGAGAUUAUUAGGUGGCGCCACGCCGUGGCUAGGUUGCGCGCAUCGGUGGCGCCUGGCAAAUGGCGGCCGGGCGCUGGCAGCAGCGCGGAGGCCCGCCGCCACUAACGGUAACUACAGGCUGUUGAUGUUGAUAUCAACGGCGGGCGACAUGGUACGAGCCUGCUUUCGUUACCGUUGUGCAAGUGCAUCAGAUGCUGGAUUGGGGGCUGUUAAGGGUUCCUGGCGGUUACUGGCGGUUGGUAUGGAACUAGCAAAGGGCCCGCCCGCGCUGCUGCAGGGCGCUGGGUUAAGAAAUGCCGGUAAGAAUGGUGUCGACUGUGAAUCGAACGUAUGCUUUCUUUUGACUGGCCUUAUACUGCCUCUUGGGGCCGGACGGGCAGCUGUAGACUCCAACGUAAGAAAGUUCUACGGAUUGCAAAGCGCAGAAGCAUUUGUUAUGUUGUGGUUCUUUCUUCGGCCUUGCCCGUUAAGCUCGUUUGGUUCGACCCACUCUUCCCGUGCUUGCGGGAACAACCACAUCCAUCGCCUUUUGGUAGAUCAGUACGUGUGGGAUGGGGUUUAGGUGGGCAUAACGGCUUGGGAUGAUUAGGGCGCGCCGCGCGGUAUGGGCUUCAAAUUGAGGAGAAUUUAUGUUAGGGCGCCCGUCCUAGGCACAAGAGGUCAAGGGACAUGCAAAGGAUGUGAUACCGCCAUUUGAUUGGCCCGACACUGCCUUCGUAUCAAAGCGGCCGUGUCGCUCUCGAGUUGCCCUGGUGCCUGUGUUGCGGUGUCGCCGGGCGCUCCCGUGGAACCGUGAUGGGCCGCAAGCCGGUUUGUAGGGCCCGAGGCCGUUAGCUCUGUAACGAAGCGCGCUGACUCGUCGGAGAUCGCUUAGCUUGCUGGUGUGCUUUUCAGGUACCCACAGUCGUGCGCAUGUGCCUUUGAGCAGGGCUGGCAUAUCCGUACCGCCCCUUGCAUGACCAAGCUCUUGAUGGCCUGAGGCACAAACUCGGCAAUUGCAAUACAACAUGCGGGCUGCUGGUCAAUCAGCUGGCUCCGUGGAUGGCUCCAUGUAAUGAAGGGGAUGC